Molecule: messenger RNA, 1418 nt
Organism: Brachypodium distachyon (stiff brome)
Lineage: Eukaryota; Viridiplantae; Streptophyta; Magnoliopsida; Poales; Poaceae
Product: protein-ribulosamine 3-kinase, chloroplastic
Exons: 9
Coding region: 84-1154 (356 amino acids)
Source: RefSeq, a predicted model, not a curated record
CAAUCGAGCUUCCCUCAAAAAAAAAAGUAGCCAAUCGAGCUUCGCCGGGCGUCCUUGCGCUCGGGGAGAAGAAGGCGAGCGCGAUGGCGAACGUGGCGCUGCUCUCCGCCUCCUCCUCGCCAUCCACCUCCUCCUCCGCCAACGCUUCCUCGCUCGUCCCUCGCUGCCCUCCAUCUCGCCGGUCCGCCUGCACCCGAAGAGCAGCCUCCAAGCUCUCCAUCGUGGCUGCCAUGGGCGAUGACCCGAUCAAGGAAUGGAUCCUCACCGAGGGGAAGGCCACGCAGAUUACAGGGAUAAGCUCCAUUGGGGGUGGCUGCAUUAACAGUGCUCAGCGCUACAUUACUGACGCUGGCUCCUUCUUUGUGAAGACCAACAGGCGCAUUGGCCCCGCUAUGUUUGAAGGGGAGGCUCUCGGUUUGAAGGCGAUGUAUGACACGAAGUCAAUCCGUGUUCCUCUGCCGUACAAGGUUGGAUCGUUACCAACUGGUGGUUCUUUUAUCAUCAUGGAGUUUAUUCAAUUUGGUCGUUCUAGGGGAGACCAGGUAACCUUGUCCCGAAACCCCUUUCAUUCAAAGAAAAAGUCAGCUCUGGGAAGGAAGCUCGCUGAAAUGCAUAAAGCUGCUAAAUCUGAUAAGGGCUAUGGUUUCUACGUUGAAAAUACUAUUGGAAGCACUCCACAAAUUAACACUUGGACUGCUGACUGGAUUGAGUUUUACUCAAAGCAUAGACUGGGCUACCAGUUGGAGUUGAUAUCACAACGAUUCGGUGAUUCAGCCAUAUAUGAAAAAGGUCAACAAUUGAUCAAGAAUAUGCAUCCACUUUUUGAUGGUGCUGUUAUUGAGCCAUGCUUACUUCAUGGUGAUUUGUGGAGUGGAAACAUAAGCUCUGAUGCUAACGGAGAUCCUGUAAUAUUGGAUCCAGCAUGCUACUAUGGUCACAAUGAAGCAGAGUUCGGGAUGUCAUGGUGUGCUGGAUUUGGUGGGGAAUUUUAUAGUUCCUAUUUUCAGGUGAUGCCAAAACAACCAGGCUUUGAGAAGAGGAGGGACCUGUAUCUCCUCUACCACUACCUGAAUCACUACAACCUUUUCGGCUCAGGGUACCGCUCAUCAGCUAUGUCCAUAAUCGAAGAUUACCUGCGAAUGCUGAAGGCUUAGCUAGCUCUCUUCAAGAACAACUGAACAAGAAAUAGACACUUCUGUUUCUCCUCACAGUGGCAUGAAUGCUGAAUACACCAAAUGUAGAAUUGCACGUGUAUAUGACAUGUUUUUGUAUACCCUCCUAUGUGUCACGAUUUUUUUGCAUCAUAUAUACAUUUCUUGUAAAGUAUCCCCCCCUUGUCACACCAUUGUAUGAACUGAAAGAUCCCCUUAUAUCUGUAAAUAUCUCACUGAUAAUUUAUCUGAUCAUUUCUCUGGAUA